Ceratitis capitata (Mediterranean fruit fly) is the source of this 1546-nucleotide messenger RNA. Its product is annotated as lysozyme 1. The transcript has a single exon. The coding region runs from base 847 to 1446 and encodes 199 amino acids. Gene Ontology annotation, molecular function: lysozyme activity. NCBI's taxonomy places the organism in Eukaryota, Metazoa, Arthropoda, Insecta, Diptera, Tephritidae. The record is from RefSeq and is a predicted model, not a curated record.
AUGAAAAUACGAUUAAGUCAUCCAGAUAGUCUAGCAUUUGCAUAUUUUUUAAUUUGAAAGGGUUUUCCUCAAGGUUGUCUGAAUGGGGCGUGUGAAAAACUUCAACAGACGGACUUUCCCUUUCACUUUCAUGACGACACCUUCACAUAAUUUUACAUUCUUACAUUCCUAUGCGUCACUCUUGGCUUCGUCUUCUAGCCCCGCUAAUCACACUCUGAAUGCCACAACGAAAGCGUGCAAAGCGUGAAUGCGCGUAAAUCGGAUAACAAUAAAUAAUUCUCACGCCACUUUUUUGUUCUUAAAUAUUUAUUUUAUUAAACACUUCAAUGGGCAAAGCAGGAAAAAGGUGUGCGACCGCGACUUUCGAAUAGUGAGUGGAAGGGGAGAGAGAGAGGGGGGAGUAGAGUAUCAAUAACAGAGCCGCUGGCGAGGACGUCCAGAGUGUAGUAGCCCAACAAGCAGACGCUAUGUAAUUACCGUAAAGAAUCUUCGCAAAAUGUACUUAUGUACAUCUGUAUGUAUGUAUGUAUGUAUGCAUGUAGUUACACUUGAAACAGGUUUUGGCUGCAGUUCCACUUGUUGUUGUAGUUGCUGUUGUAUUUUAUUGCCUUUAUAACAAGCAUUGAUUCUUAAAUUAACUUUUGCUAUCGACUUCCCCCAAACGCAUUCACCUGAUGAUGCGACUCUGUACAUCAGUACAUCAGUACAUCAUUCACCGGCAGCGAGACCGCUAUUAUUGAACAGCAACGACAUCCGCAUUGGCAUUCGCAUAAACUAUCAAAACGUAAUUAACGCGCCAACUGUUUCCUUAUUUCGUUUGGAACUCAUCAAAGUGUCAUAGGAAUUAUGUGCCAAAACACACAACCUCGGCAACGACAGCAACAACAGUUGUCACCAACACCCAACAUAGUUGCACGGCCAACGCUUUCAGCUACACACCUCACGUCCAUCAUCACCGCCACCGGCAUUUUUUGCUACCUUUGGCUAUUUCUGUUUCACGCAGUCGCGCCAAUUCACGCACGUCGUCUGCAACGCUGCGAACUCGCCGGUCAAUUGUAUAUUUUGGAUGUGCCGAAAUCGGAGCUUUCGUUGUGGCUGUGCAUCGCACACUAUGAGAGUCGCUACAAUACCCACGUGGUGGGCAAUCGCAAUGCGGAUGGUUCCAGUGACUAUGGACUCUUUCAGAUCAGCGGCCGCUAUUGGUGUCAGCCGGACAAUGGUGUGAAAUAUCAUGUUUUCAAUGAAUGCAAUGUCACCUGCAACGCUUUGCUGCAGGAUGACAUAACCGAGGCGGUGGAAUGUGCUCGCACUAUACAACGUCGGCAGGGUUGGAGCGCUUGGAGCGUGUAUUCGGUGUAUUGUAAUCGAACGCUUACGGCUGUGGAUGAUUGUUUUGAUGGCGAUUUCGACGGGUUGCAGGAAGUGGCGGGGCGAGAAGAGAAAUGAGUGGAAGCUGAGUUUGGAAUUAUGAAAUUUAAAAUUUGCAAAUAUACCCAAUGUGUUCCGAUUGUUGAAGGGAUUUUUUUUUUACUAAAUAAAAUAUUGA